This is a messenger RNA of Linnemannia hyalina, 1878 nucleotides long. The record is from the annotation of a GenBank genome assembly. Lineage: Eukaryota; Fungi; Mortierellomycota; Mortierellomycetes; Mortierellales; Mortierellaceae.
AUGGGUCGCCCUAUCAGCCGCGACUUUGAAGGCGAGCUUGUUCUCAAGUUUAAAGCCCUGUUUGACAAAAUCGUCGACGGCGUCAAUAAGGAGAAUCCUUCAUAUCCGUUCGAUUUUGAGCGGUUCGUCGAUUGCUUCAACACCGACGACUACAUCACCAAGCAGGUGUUUGAAUACCUCGUCAAGGAGGCUGCACGCAGCUACAGACGAGCCAACCCCUACGACCGGAUCCCGCCCUUCCCUCGGCCGCCAACUAUCCAUCACACUGCCUCGUCUGUCGCACCAGGCGCAGGAGCAGGAGGCGCAUCCUCACCUUAUACCUCGCUUUCUUCGUCACUCUCUUCCUUGGCCUUUGACAACCCACAACAACAACACCACGAUCGAGUCCACAGUGACGCUUCUCAGAGCGAGGGCGAGCAAGCAGGUGUCUCUAACACAGGAGUCAGGACAAGCACAGCCGUUGACUCUCCGACCGCUGCUACGACUGCGGUGCGAGGAGGAUUACAGCGAUCAUUGACUCCAAAUUCAACAGCCGCACCCGGAAGCUCGUCACGCACAGGAAGAUUCCACAGACCCUGGGAUCAAGGAACCACAGGACCCGACCUUGAGAUCCUGACUCAGAUGUUCAACCGAUCAAGGGAACGGCGCUCAAGGGAACGGACAGGGGCCUCUGUUUUGGGAUCAAGACAGAAUCCCCUGCUGGAAAUCGACAACUCGGAUGACUCGGAUACCUCGGAUGAUUCGAUCUACGAGAGCCUUGCCCAUACACGAUCGAUCAUGGGAACCAUGCACGACUUGGACCCUUCACCAACUCAUAGCCCGGGAAGAAAUACGUCGCAAUCGAUAGCCAAUCGACAGAGUAAUUAUAUUUCGUCUACACAGCCGUAUCCUCCACUCUCGGCUUCGCCAUCGUCACCGACCACAUUUGCGUCGCCACCUUCGUCCCACUCUCCCUUUUCACCGCCGUCCUACUGGGAUUCAUCGACGGCAGUCAGAGCUGAUAGGUUGCAGCGGAUGUCUCGGUAUGUUUUCGAUGACUCUGGGAUGGCACGACUCCGACAGCCGGGAUAUAAUAACUCCUUCCGACAAAACUGGAGACAGCAUAACCGCCGUCUUGAAAGGUAUCGGGCAUCAGCUUCCCUUCUCGACACCUUGUCUGGAACAGGAGGAGCAGGAGGCCAAGGUCAAUUCUCGUCUUCGUCCGUUUUGCCAGCACAGCCUUCGACGGCGAUUCCAUCUUUGAGCCGUAGGCCUGACCAAUCAAUCACUACAACCUCAGCCUCUGGCAUUCCUGGAACGUUGAGAAGUGGACGACGGUUGUCGGAUCCUAUGAUUACCAGUCGUUCAGAGUCUCUCUCUUUUUACUCGGGACUUGACGCUGGACGAGGUGCACGGGAAUUUCUCGCUCAGCCAGAAGAGGAUCGGUACACCAGUUUCGCCGAGGCUUCUCGCAGAGGAAGAGCCGCUCUGCGAUCGGCAGCCAUUUCUCUGGAGGCAACAAUGGAUGCUGCACGUGUAAUCCGGAAUCGUCGAUACGGGUCAGAGGGAUCUGUAGUUGAGGCCUCUUCUUCGUCAUCAACCUCUGCACUCUCGACAGCCCUUGUGGCACCAGUGCGUUCGACCCCGACUGCAGCCUCGGCGCCUACUGUGCUUCUGGAUGAAAACUGUGAGCCAGGAGAGACAGCAUCAUCGUCAUCGGCGACGACAGGAGUGGCAAGGCCUGAAGAGGAGACAGUGGUGGCGAGUCUUUCAGUGGCAGCACCGAGGGAAUCAGCAAGUGGUCGCCAGCCAUCGAUGACACCCACACGUCCAGACUCGCCUUACCCAACUGUUGACAACAUCAGAGCAGACUCGCCCUAUCCUGAGGGUAAUGUCUAA